Messenger RNA from Cladocopium goreaui, 1066 nucleotides. The record is from the annotation of a GenBank genome assembly. NCBI's taxonomy places the organism in Eukaryota, Dinophyceae, Suessiales, Symbiodiniaceae.
ACUUGACACUGCAAAUGAUUUCGGACGAUUGUUAACGUUAGCUGACGGUCAGCUGCUGUGUUGCAGUGUUUUUCGGCCCACGGCAAGUAUCCAACCUGCUGGCUGUCUCUACCAUGGAUUCGGAGGAGUCUACAUGCAGUGUGGAAUCCGGCUGUGAUGAAGAGGGCGCUAAGGAGAAGGUUGGUUCGCAGAGCUUUGCCGAGAACAAGAAGCAGGUUCGCAUUUGCCAGCUUGAGGCACGAGUAAAGUAUUUGGAGCUGGAGCUGGAGAAAGCUCAGAGCAAACUAUUGCAAAAGGAGCGCGAGGAGCUCGAUGUGGCGAAAGCUCAGCAGGAGCUCCUCCAAGAACUCAAGAAACGAAAAGCGGUGCAGUAUGAGCUGAUUUGUACGGGCCAGCAGCUGUGUGAGAUGCAGCAGAAGAUCUACGAACAAGAGAAACAGAUCCAGAAACUCUCCAGUGCCAAGCCGCAACAGUCACCCUCUGCGCGGCAGCGCGUGAUCACGCCGCAGCAGGGGUCGCAGGCUCCGCUGCCUAUAUCCAGGUUUGUUUCGGAAGCAUCGUCAGUCACUCCGGUAUUGGAGGCAAGCACUUGUGAUGGAAGUCCCGCGACAGCGCGGAGUGUCAGCUCAGCAAGCCUCAGCCCAACCGCCUCUCAAGCGGAGAGGCUGGCAUCCAAGGAGUCAAGAAUUUCAUCAAAGGAGUCAUCCGGCCUCAGAACCCCUCGUGUGGCAGUUCCACUUUUGACAAACGCAAGGUCUGGCCAAAUCGCAUGGAGUCCAGCUUCAGGGUCUUCAACGCCCUUGUCCGCACGAAUGCGGCCCAGUUUUGCUUCAACUCCUGGAACGCCAGCGACAAUUCUGCAAUCAGUGCUGGUCCCAUCGCACGGUGGAGUGGGUGUGCAGAGCCCUGUUUGGGCACCGAUGAGCAAGGCAACCUUUGCAACAGUGCCGACUCCUCGUCAUGCCUAAGGGCCUGCCCGCGGUGCCAAGCACUUGUGGUCGGCGGCCGUUAGCCAUCAGCCAUCACGGUGCCUUAACAAUGCCCCAGAAGAUGGUGGAUAUUUCCC